GUGCGUCGUGUGCGUGAGGCUAGGCGCCCGGAGCCGUCGCGGGGAAGACCAUGUUGCUUCCGAACAUCCUGCUCACGGGUACACCAGGAGUUGGAAAAACCACAUUAGGCAAAGAACUUGCAACAAGAUCAGGACUGAAAUACGUUAAUGUGGGUGAUUUAGCUCGAGAAGGACAUUUGUAUGAUGGCUAUGACGAAGAGUAUGAUUGUCCCAUUUUAGAUGAAGAUAGAGUAAUUGAUGAGUUAGAAAACCAAAUGAGAGAAGGCGGAGUUAUUGUUGAUUACCAUGGCUGUGAUUUCUUCCCAGAACGCUGGUUCCAUAUAGUUUUUGUGCUGAAAACAGAUAAUGGUGUGUUGUACAAAAGGCUUGAAAAAAGGGGUUAUAAUGAGAAGAAACUAAAAGACAAUAUUCAGUGUGAAAUUUUUCAAGUUCUUUAUGAAGAAGCGAUAACAUCCUACAAGGAGGAAAUAGUGCAUCAGCUGCCCAGCAAUAAACCAGAAGAUCUAGAGGAUAAUAUUAAUCAGAUAUUGAAGUGGAUUGAGCAGUGGGUCAAAGAUCAUAGCUCUUGACUUACAAGACCGACCACUUUAUAAUUAGUCUUGACCUCUCUGCACUCACAUCACAGGAUCAGUAAAUCAUUUUUAUUAAAGUUGUGCUGCAGGGUUAGUAGAUGGAUACUAUAACAGUUUAUGUUUGAGGUUUUUUUAAUGUCCAUGAGAAAGCUAAACCACCUCUAGAAUAAUGUAUGUAAUAUUAAGAAUUGAAAGUAAAGACUCAUUUAAUAUUUAAGUUGCUGAAGGUAGAUAAAUCUGACCAAAUGACUGGAUAACUUUUAAGUUUAUAUAGAAGAAAAGUGAUAAUGUCUUAAAAUAAAACUGGUUAA
This is a messenger RNA of Condylura cristata (star-nosed mole), 883 nucleotides long. It is a transcript of the gene AK6, whose product is annotated as adenylate kinase 6. Gene Ontology annotation, molecular function: ATP hydrolysis activity; ATP binding; AMP kinase activity. The coding region runs from base 51 to 569 and encodes 172 amino acids. Gene Ontology annotation, cellular component: nucleus; cytoplasm. The record is from RefSeq and is a predicted model, not a curated record. The transcript is spliced from 5 exons. Lineage: Eukaryota; Metazoa; Chordata; Mammalia; Eulipotyphla; Talpidae.